This is a messenger RNA of Physella acuta, 1071 nucleotides long. RefSeq names its product G-protein coupled receptor daf-37-like. Gene Ontology annotation, cellular component: membrane. The record is from RefSeq and is a predicted model, not a curated record. Gene Ontology annotation, molecular function: G protein-coupled peptide receptor activity. Gene Ontology annotation, biological process: G protein-coupled receptor signaling pathway. Lineage: Eukaryota; Metazoa; Mollusca; Gastropoda; Physidae.
AUGAAUCAUUCAGAAGGGGAGAUAACUCAUACGACCGUUCCUUAUGAAAACAUGACAGACGACAGCUUUUCUGAAACAGUGAGCAGAGAUCUUGAGAAGAAAUAUAUCAUCAUGAAAUCCUACGUCAACCCUAUCAUCGGCUGUCUUGGUCUGUUCGUCAACACAAUCGGGCUGUAUAUUUUAUACAAGAGCGGGCUCAAGAAACCUUCAAAUAUUUUCUUAGCCUCGCUUCUAGUCGCUGACUCUAUGUAUCUGACAGGGGCAGUUAACUGCGCCGGUAUCCUAGCAACCGUCGGACCAGGGAAGCUCAAACCUCAGAAGUGGGUGUGGGAAAUAGAAAGAAAUUUGGCCUACCUCGUCUUCGUUAUUGACCAACUGACAUUUUUUAUCUCAAGCGUGUCUGCCGCUGUUUCUCCUUGCCUGCCAGUUAUUAUAACCGUUGAACGUUUGCUUGCUGUGUUUUUUCCGCUCAAAUUUAAGACCUUGGUGACGAGAAAGGUAGCGCUGUUUUUAGUCGUCUCGCUUUUUCUAUUUUGGACGCCGUGGAUAGCUUUUAUUGCAGCGGCGUUGGAGUUUAAGUACGUGUAUGUAUCUGAAGACACGUCUUACGGAAUGAGAUCUUGGUCCAAAUUAAUGUGGGACAACAUCGAUGUCAUAAUUCUCUGCGAUAGUUAUAUAUUCAACUUCAUGACCUCGAUUCUCCCAGCAUGCAUUGUGAUCAUCUGUUGCUGUUUGAUAGGUGUCAAAAUAAAACUGGCUCACCGGAAGCGGAAGUCGAUGUCUAGCACUAAAAACCAGACGACGUCAAGAUCGACCAUCACGUUGUUGACAGUUUCUCUUAUCAGCGCUAUAUUUCAGAGCGCGUAUUUCAUCGUCUCCAUUUCGAUCAACGACGAAGUCUUGAAACUGAGUGCCAUGGCGAAGCUGUUCAGGGAGAUCCAGUACUUCAUUAACAACUGUGCCAGCUCCAUCAACACCAUUGUGUACAUAAUUCUCAACAAGAAACUCAGGAAUACUUUGAUAGAUACGUUUACGCAAAAACAUAAUGAUAAAGGUUUUAGAACAAACUAA